Molecule: messenger RNA, 423 nt
Organism: Petromyzon marinus (sea lamprey)
Lineage: Eukaryota; Metazoa; Chordata; Hyperoartia; Petromyzontiformes; Petromyzontidae
Source: RefSeq, a predicted model, not a curated record
AUGGACAAGAAUGCAAGGACGUGCCCAGACUCCACUAAGAGAAUGCAAGACAUCGAUGCUGGAGACGAAAAGACGGCGAGUGCCCCCGGCGACAAGCGGCACGUGUGCCAGGAGUGCGGGAAGCGCUUCCCCCGGCACUUCAACCUGGCGAGGCACUCCAAGACGCACACGGGCGAGAAGCCGCACGUGUGCCUUGAGUGCGGUAAGCGGUUCGCGACCGCCUACAAACUGCACUUACACGCGAGGAUGCACACGGGCGAGAGGCCUUACGUGUGCCAGGAGUGCGGGAAAGCGUUUAACCAGGCCUCCACCGUGAAGAGGCACGCGAGGACGCACACGGGCGAGAGGCCUUACGUGUGCCAGGAGUGCGGGAAAGGGUUUACUCAGGCCUGCACCUUGAAGAGCGGCAGUCGCAUUCUGUGA